UGACAGUGCUGGGAUUUGUAAUCCUCUGCCAUAUGCAAAUAAAUCCUAGUUUAUGGAUAUAUAUACAUGUUUAUAUAUAGCUUAGUUUGCAUUGUUUUUGGUAGAAUUCAAUAGGAUUUGGCAAAGGCAGCAGCUAAAUUACACAUUCUUCACAACCUAACUUUUAAGUUUAAAUACAGGUCUACUGUAAAUAUGGAAUCAGAGUUGUGCUCAAAAGUUUCCCAGUGUAAAAGAUCACUUUCACGUAAAAGUUUACGUUUAGCAGUAAAAUCACAAGCCUGGGAACCUACACAAUCAGAAUGGAUGUUAGCUGCUCAAUGUGUCCAGACAGAAGAAAAAACUCGAAUAGGGAAAUUUGUUUUUCAAAAAGAUUCUAAAUCAGCUAUGAUUGGUAGAUUAUUGAUACGAGCAGCAUCUGCCCACAUGUUAAAUAUAGCCUACCCAGAUAUCAAACUCACUCGUACAGAACGAGGCAAACCUCAGAUACUCAAUACAUUACCUGCAGAUUAUCAACAUUAUAGUUUUAAUAUAUCACACCAAGAAGACUUUGUCGUUUUAGCAGCUGAGAAAGAGAGAGAUGUUGGAGUCGAUGUUAUGAAUUCUAUAUCACAAAGAGGAGAUUCUAUGCCAAAGUUUUUUAGUUUAAUGAAACGCCAUUUAACAGAUCGUGAAUGGACAACAGUGACAUCACAGCCAUCAGAACGAGAACAGAUGAAAAUGUUUUACAGACAUUGGUGUUUAAAAGAAAGUGUUGUGAAGACAUUGGGUAUAGGAAUUGGAUAUGAAUUUGGAAAAUUAGAUUUUCGCAUACAGACUACUGAUUUACAACCCAAUCACAUCGUUCAAGACACUACCGUUCAUAUAGAAGGUAAACUGGACACUGAUUGGUCAUUUGAAGAAACUAUGUUAGAAGAUCAUUGUGCGGUUGUUGCCAUUAGAAACCAACAAAAUAACAACCAAUCAAAGGAGACUAACAGUCGUAACUCAUUCCACUUAUGUUCUGUUCCUGAGCUACUCACAUGUUGUGUUCCUCUGGCUGGUAGCUCUCCAGAUCUGGAAUAUUGGAAAACAUUUUCAGCUAAAUUAGAAAAACCAGUUCGGAUGUCGUGAGUUAGGUCAACAAAUGUUUGAGAAUAAAGAACUACGGUACCAUUUGAUGUCAGGCAUAGCAGCAGCAUCUUUUGUAGCUUAUUGAAAACUUGUUUCACUCAGAUAUACUAGAUUAGAGAACUUACUUUACUAAACUUACACAUUUACUAAUCCUUCUACAGAUUUUAUUUUUUUAAAAAUGACAUACAAAGUGAUCUUUGAACCUUUGAGACAUUUAACAAACUACAAUAUAUAUACCUAAUAUAUUACAUUUAUAAGCAUGCUGAUGCCGCCUGUUGUGAAAACCGCUUGUAGUGGGAUCCUAUGAUACCAAUAUUUAUUUACAAGCCUGCAAAUAAGGCACCUAUCACAGAGAUUUUCAAACUUAGAUUCAGAUUUUGUCAGACACAAUCCCUUUAAUGUCUGUCAUUUUGUCUGGCACCGAUUUGUCUAUUUGCAGUGUUUUUAAUGAUAUUUAUAUAAUAUGAGGGCUGGCUGAAAAGUUCUGAUUAUGAAAAGGAUAGAUCAAUUGGGUUGAAACAAACAUUUGCCAUCAAUCAUUGAAUGAAUCAUACGAAGUGCAACUGUAGUUUUAUUAUUGUCUUUGUAUCAGAUCAUCUUGUGAACCUACCCAUUUUAAUCUCCAGAAAUGGCCAGAACAGGCAAAAGGACAGUCAUCAAGUACCUUUUCCACAAUAAAGAAGUGGGCUGUGGAAUUUAAGGGUGGCAGAGAAAGCCUUGAGAAUGACCCGCGUCCUGGAAGGCCAUCGACAGCAGCCAUUCAAGAAACAUUACCCGGGUGCAUAACAUGGCUGAACGACGAUUGACCACUUCGUUUGUUCGUUCCCUGAGCUUUUCUUACACUUCCACCGUGUUUGAUAUAGUACACUUUGAACAUAUUGCCAGUGUUGUAGGCAUCUCUCAUGAGAGGGUUGAGUACAUUAUCGCCAACGAGUUAGGAAGAUGUCAAAGCCCUUGACUGCAGAUCAGAAACUUGAAGCAGAUCAUUUUUCUAGUUAUGAUUAAGUCAUGUCAGCUGUGAACGAUUGUUUUUAGGACAGCUGAAGAAAAUGUUUUCCUGACCGAUAUCCAGGCCUUGCAACAUCAUUGGCAAAAAUGUGUACACCUCAAAGGGGACUAUGUAGAAAAAAAUGAAACCAUCGACUUUGUACAAGACUUUUAUAAUUAUAACUUUUUAGCCAGCCCUUGUACCUGUCUUAUUUACUAGAGCUGUUAUAUUUGCCAAGGUAUAGGCGCUGUCAAAUAAAAUUGACAUACACAAAUGGUCAUAUCAAUAUUUUCAUUUUUUUGUACAUUUAUAUGAAAUCACAUCUUCUACCAUUAACGAAUAACAUAACAUUGAUCAGUGUAAAAUAUUGGAGACUUUUUAAGUCUUAAAGCAUUUAUUUGGUGUAUCAGACAGUCGAAUUCUAAAAUACGAUUAACAAAAUUCUAAAAUGCAUUAUAUUUCCCUAAAAAUAUAUUGUAAUAUGCAGCUUAAUAUAUAUGCUAGCUUGUAUCACAUCAAUACACCGCCCAAAUAUUUAACCAUGUGAAUAAAUGGUAUGUAAAUUGUCCUUCGAAAAUUGUAGAAAAAAAUGGCAUUGAAUCUUCUGUGAUAUAAUAGGUGAAGAUUUUCAGAAAUGGGUUACUAUUGUUAAACUCUAUAUUUUUAGAAAUGAAAUGGGGUUUAACGUCCUACUGUUUUGCAUCGGCAGGGCUAAUGAAAGCAGAUUAAAUUUUUAGCUAUACCCUUUAUAACAUUGAUCUAUAAAUUUUAUCUUGAUUGAUUAUCAAGAUUAACUGUUCCAUAGUUGAAUUUUAUUUAGCGUUUUUAUGUUCGGCAAUCACACUUCCUCGCCACGAUCCACCGCCACAUGUACCAGCAUGAACUUGUGACUGUUUUAGGCCAUGAAUCGUUUCAAUUUAGGCCCUUGACGAAGCAGGGUGUAUCACCUAGUAUGGAAUACAAUCACUGGUUUGUUAUACAUAUAGCACAACAUUUUAACAAGUGUGCUUGAAAAUGAUAAUAGAACACUUCUUGAAGAGAUGUGCUAUAUAUAUGUGUGAUUGUAUUCCAUAUAAAUUGUGUUAUGUUUUCACAGUAUAUUUGUUAUGGUGAUUGCUAAAUAUACACGUAAAGCUCAAUGUUUCCACAAGUGUGCUUGAAAAUGAUAAUAUAACACUUCUUGAAGAGGUAUGCUAUACAUGUGUGAUUGUAUUCCAUAUAAAUUAUGUUAUAUUUUCACAGUAUAUUUGUAAUUGCUAUACAAACAGUAAAUAGGCGAUGAGUUUUAGUGGAACAAAAAGCAACAUAGUCAUCAUUGAGAAAGUUUAUUAUAUGGAGAACAAACAGAUGACAGUCAUCAACAAUUAAUGUAAUUUAUAUGAUACUUAUGGGAAAGGUUACAGAAGGCAACAGACAAAAAAAUGCUGUCUUUUCAACAUCACACAUGCAGCUUAAAGUCUCUGUCUGUCAUUUGUUUUUUUCAGAUAAUCUCAAAUUUUUCACGGUUUAAUCCAUGCUAAAAUGUACUCAAAUUGUUUAUUUAAUAUUUAAAGAUACAUUCCCACAUGCAAACUGGGUGAUUUGAUGAUAUUUUUAAACUAAAACCAUAUUCAAACUAAUUAAUUUAUCAUAAUUUUGCUUCAAAUCUUUCUCAAAACAUUGUAAUUGUCAGGGAAUAUCCCUGCUAUAAAAAAUCGACCAAAAGAGAUCAUGUUUGUGUCACAUGACUAAGCGGUCUUGGUAUCUAGUAACGGAUGCGAAGCCGGAGAGUUCAUUGCAUAUACAAGACGAUGUUGUCUUUAAUCGCUGACUAUUUAUUAUAAAUAUCGAAGCGCCAUAAAUUCUCAUAUUAUCUACUGCCCAAGUUUUUUCCCGUGUUUUUUAUCUCAGAAACUGUUGUAUCAUCAAGUUUAUCAACAUAUACAUCAAGCGCUCACUAACGCUGGGGGAUUAUACAAUCUUGCAUGCAACCUAUGAUGUUACUAAUCGUCCGGUUGCCGGUUAGAGAAACCCUUACAUUUUUGUCCUGAAUGUGCUCCAUGUGUGUUUUUCAGGGAAUCCAGUAUUUUUCUAGUAAGAUUGGAUGUUUCGACUUUCCAUAUAUACCAAAAUUGCCAUACUUUUAUUGGAAAUAACCACCCAAUAAAUACUUUUCUGGAAAAGUAUCUUUAAUUAAAGAACAAAAACCCAACAAAUAUAUCAGAAGUAGACAAAUGUUGGCUUGUAUUGAUUGUAUUUUAUAUUUGCCGAAUGUUGACAAAUGUUCAAUUCAUCAUAUUAUUGUAAAUAUUGAACCAUUUUUGGACUGAUAUCAUUUUUGGAUAUCCAACUUUCAAAAUCCCUCAAAUGAGGUUAGAGACUUAAACUUAUUACCAUAAAGUUAUUAAAGAAAUGUACAACAGUUCCUAUAAAAGGUUGCUAAUAUAAGAUAAUAGAGGACAGAUAUAACUUAUUACCGUAAAGUUAUUAAAGAAAUGUAUAACAGUUCCUAUAGAAGAUUGCUAAUAUAAGAUAAUAGAGGACAGAUAUAAGUUUUAGUAAAAUUAGUUCCAAUGAUUGUAUAUAUAAAAUUUUAUAAUUUAGAUGUGUUUAUUUUCAUAUAUAAAUAUAUUAUACAUUGAAUAACACAAUUAAAUUGUCAAUGCAUAGAAGAGGAAAGCAUAAUGUGGGAAUAAAAUUCUCUGAAAGAUAACGAAUGUAGGCUACCUUUUUUAUUUGUUUUUACCAUGUGGUGCUAGCGCAGAGUCUUAAUGGCUGCUCGCUUUUAGGGCCAGGAAGCCACAGUGGC
Molecule: messenger RNA, 4886 nt
Organism: Patella vulgata (common limpet)
Lineage: Eukaryota; Metazoa; Mollusca; Gastropoda; Patellidae
Product: L-aminoadipate-semialdehyde dehydrogenase-phosphopantetheinyl transferase
Exons: 6
Coding region: 193-1110 (305 amino acids)
Cellular component (GO): cytosol
Molecular function (GO): holo-[acyl-carrier-protein] synthase activity; magnesium ion binding
Source: RefSeq, a predicted model, not a curated record